Molecule: messenger RNA, 450 nt
Organism: Solanum tuberosum (potato)
Lineage: Eukaryota; Viridiplantae; Streptophyta; Magnoliopsida; Solanales; Solanaceae
Product: putative ankyrin repeat protein RF_1087
Exons: 3
Coding region: 1-450 (149 amino acids)
Molecular function (GO): protein binding
Source: RefSeq, a predicted model, not a curated record
AUGGUACGUUUUGAGCAACAGAUGCUACCUCAAAGAAUGGAAUCAGGAGGUCCUUAUCGUCUUCUGCACUGUUCAGGUCUUGGUGACAAAGAGGGAGUGAUGCAAGAGCUUGAGAAAGGAGUGGAACCCAAUCUGGUUGACUAUGAUAAGAGAACAGCACUUCAUUUAGCUGCCUCUGAAGGUUGUGCAGAGAUUGUUGUUUUACUUCUUGAGAAAGGAGCUGAUGUGAACUCCACAGAUCGUUGGGGUCGAACUCCACUCUCCGAUGCCCGUAACUUUGGUCACGAGGAUGUAUGCAAGAUUCUAGAGGCCCAUGAUGGUUAUGAUCCGUUGGGUGACUCUGAUACACCAUGUUGUAUGAUUGGUCAUGGUGAAGUGGACAUGAAGGAGGCAACUCUUAUUGGAGAAGUAAUUUCUCUUACCCAGAAGCCAAGGCAAAUAUCAACUUGA